CCUACCGGCCGCCAGAGGAACUACAGCGGUAAACAAAGCCCCAGACGGCGGAGGGUUUGAACGCAAGCCAAUAUGUUCUCUCGUUCACUCAGGAGGUUCAGUUCGUCGUUUGUUCAGCCCAAGUCUUAGCAGUCAGCCAAUGCCAUGGCGGACAGAACCCUCCCCCCCCAAGUGGAGGGGCCGUCACAGGGCCGCCUCGAUAUGAUAGUUGGUCGUCCGUCUUUGUUCCCCGCACCCAAAGCAACACAAACCUUCGUCUUCACAUUCCGGUGGUGGGGGGACACGCAACCCUGUGUAUUACGGCUUCCUCCAAACAAAAGCGAAGUAAGAAUUGUUUAUCACAUAACAUGCAGCCCUCGGUCCUUCCGUCAGUAUCUUCUGGAUGCUGGAAGCCUGCAUGUGAGCCUCAGGAUAGAAGGUUCUGGGAAAACGCACGAUAUGGAGGAGGACCAUCAGUUAAACAACGAAUUACAGAAUCUGAAGAAAUCUGGAAUAGAAACCCCAAGACAAAAGUUGCUAAGAAGGCAGCUGCGUCUCAAGAAGGGCUGGCAAGAUGGGGAUGUUGUUGGGAGCUUCAUGUUGCCAGACAUGAAGCUAAACACUAGAGGUGACUAUGUCCGUGAGUGCCGGAUAGUCGACUCCUCUGCUGAUAUUGUUGGCACGAUUGUGGUGACGUUGGUAUUUCUUGAAGGCAGUCUGGAUGACUUUCACCACCUGAAGAUAUCAAAUGAUGAACAAACAUCACCAAAUGACAAGAGCAGUGAAACAAGACCCAAAGCUCGGCCCUCUGGAAUCCCAGUGAGGGAGACCCAUGCUAGUAAAAUUCCCAAGAACGUCAAUGAGGGAUACAGACCGAGGAGUCGAAGUAGUAGCUUCAGGAAUUCUCCAAGAUCGAAGAGUGAGCCACUGAAGUCUCCCAGGAAACAGCAAGGGGACCACCUGAUCCAGGGUUACCAGGGGAAGGAAAACGAGGCUCCACCAAGAAUGAGGGAGGCCAAGGGGAGUCAGCCAAUGGAGAGCCAAGAGCCCCAGGUUGUGCUGCGGAGAGGGAGGGGUGAGAACCAGUCUCUCAUCAGGGAACGGCCAGCAAGUUGGGGUCUGUAUCCUCUGUUAAAUGGGGCGGAUCCAUAUUCCUUAGUUGCCAUCUCCUACCUGUGUGGAUUCUCGUCCCAACUCCAUCACCAUUCCAGACGCGAAACUGGCCUAAACACCUGCACCUCUCCACAACGUUUUCAUCUACUUGAGUCUGGAGCUGUGAAGAAGGAAGACCUUCCUAUCCUCAUGCAGGUCUUGGAGGGUAGAUCACCUAGUCUUGAUCUUUCCAACCUUGACCCAGACACACAGAAGCUCCUUGAGGGACUAGACCUGUCCAUGAGCUUCUCGGGAAUCAGCACCACAUCCCCAGGGAGAAGCUUCUCCAGGAGUGACACCUCAGGAAUGGAGAAGCAGGGAGAGAAAUCCAGAUCACAGGGGUUCUCUGUCUUCAAGGGGAAUGAACAGGAUUCAAUGAGCUUCUCAGGCAUGUCCAUGACAUCAGGAGUUUGGCCACUGGAGAGGAUGGAAGAGUGCCAGGGUAGCAAGCCAGUGUUGCAGGAAAGGGUACAACCCCAUGCAAGUCCAAGGGCUGCUAGAAGGCUUAGUCAAACUGGCAGUGCAAAAUCAAAGAUACCAAUGAGCCAUGCAGGAUCCAAGAGCCCGGGGACAGCGUGUCGGUCUUUGCUGUCAAGGCCAACUGCAGAUAGGACCAUUUCAGCUGCGGCCAGGGAUGCUUCAUUCACCUCAAAGGAUGAAGAGGAUCUUUCUGAUAUUCAGGAAAAUGGACCUAUCGGGAGAAGGGCUUCUGAUGGUCCGUCAACAAGAAGGGGAUCAGAAGAAGAGGGUUCUGUGUUGGUAGUCGAUGUUGGCACGCUGACUUUGGCUCCUUCACUGCUUCCCGUUAGACCACCUGAUAAGAAGGAGAAGAUCAGCGGUGUGAAGGUCAUGCAUCGCAGUCGAGUAUGUUACCUGACCACAUUGGAGGUGAAGUUACCAGGAGUUGAAAUUCCUCCAGAAUGGGACUUGUUGCAGACCUGUGCUUCGAGGCAAUUAGCUGACAAUGAAAUCAACUACAAUGUAAGGGAGGUGCUGAAACUUCCGCCAGCACCAGCACUGGAGAUCCUCAGAGGACAGCUGGAAAUCAGAUCUGUGUGUCGACGCCUUGGAGAAAGGGACAGUGAAGAAGUUGGCAGUGCUAGUGUCAGCAUGAUGGACUUAUGGCAGCUCAGUGGCUCAGAGGUGCAGGUACCUCUCUUCCGUUCUGAAGUACCAGAUGGUAAAGAUUCGCUGACCAAGAGACGGAAGGCCAAGAGGAAAGAGGAGGGAGAUGUGAAGCAGUCAUAUGCAAAUUUAACCUUCACUGCGAGGCUAGGGCUUGCGGUGGGACAAUCACAUCAUACUGGAGACCUUGAAGAACCAUGGGAUCUCCAUCAUAGAAAAGGCUCACACGAAGUUGGAUCCCACAUGGGACACCCUGAUUCAAAGCCAAAAGAAAUGCCUUACCUUGCAAAACUGAGAGAGAAAGGAUAUACACAUGCACUUCCUUCCACACCCCCACCACAUGCUGGCCCCAGGUCUCACAGAGAUCCAGAUGGUGAAGACAGAGAGGUUAUACGAAUUUUCAAACCCCGACCUGUUCCGCCUGAGAAUUAUGAACCCUUUCAGUCAGCUGUCUUCAACUCAAUAUACCUCCCGACACACAUGAGCCCGAGAGAAAAAAUUUACAACGGGGCUUGGCAACAGCAACCGGGGAGAGUUGAGGUAGUGGACAGCAUCCUUAGCAGCCCUGUCCCUACCAAGGUUGUUAGCUCCUGUGAUACUGGAUUUCGCAUUUACCAGGGCUCAUUUCUUGCUGGCAUUAAUGGACAUGAUCCUCAGACAAACAACCAGCCUGUUGAAAGUGGGGGAGAAUCUCCAUGCAUCAGGACUAUUGGCGACUUCCAUGCAGACUACAUUGAACAUGCAUUACUGAAUCGGAGAUCAAGUGCGGAGAUGAAGCAGGAAGAGAGGAGAGGGUCCUGUAGGGUGCAUUUAGAAAUCCUAAAAGGCAGAAACCUCCCGUGGGUGGAGGGGCCUGAUGGAACCCUAAAACCACCAAGCUGCUAUGUGAGAGCAACCAUAGGGUCACAUAAUAUCCAGACUAAUAUAUGUCUAGAAGCUGAUAAUCCCAUGUGGAAUUAUGCAGCUGAUGUCUUACUGCCAUAUUCACAACUCUGCCAAACUGAUGGGAAUUUAAUACUAAAGGUUCAUCAUGGAUCCUGGGAUCAGCCACCCUCAUUAGAAGAUCCAUUAAUGGGUUUUGUGUGUGUGGAUGCCACCUCAAUAUGGAGUGGACAUGUCUCCCUCUGUGGCUGGUACCCGUUGCUUGACCUUCGAGGAUGUGUCAGAGGGCAUCUCAAAGUAUCAUUAACUCCUCAUGAACCUCCUCAAGCUGGUGGCCCACCAAGGAAAGCAUGUUACUCAGUGAACCUCCAUGAAAAUGUUGGUCAGAAGGUGAUGCCAGAAACUUACAGAUCUGGGCCCACAUGCUCUCAACGUUCUGACAAGAGCAGUGACACUAGUUUGAGGGAGAGGCAGAGUCAUGUGGCAAGUGAUGCGGAAACUUCUAAAAGAGAGUCUUUAAAACCCCUGUCUCCAAACAUCAUGCAGAAACAUUCUCCCAAAUCCCAGAGAAAAACCUAUAGCAGUGGAAGUGAAGGUAGCACUAGCGAUGCAAGUAGUUCGCCUUACAAGAAUGUUGAUUCCUCUGUUUAUUCCAAGUAUUCUGUGAUAAGCUCUGGGUCUGUUGUUGUUGAUGGUGAGGUUCUGAAUGAUGUGUCUGGAUUUCAUGGUGGGGUGUCAAAUAAAAAGUCCUCCUCCUCACAUGAGAACUUGCGUGCGGCGACAACGGGUGUAGAAAACAAGGCUUCUUAUGAUAGAAAGUAUUCCAGUAUCCCAGUGUUCUCUCCCCACAAAGAUUCAAACAAAUUGGCAGAUCAAGAGAAUGAAAGAAAAAAAUCAGGUGAUAAUCUUCCAGAAGUCAAUUACAGAGAAAAAGAAAAUAAAACUCCUAGUACAUCUGUUCACAGCCAGGGUUUCUGUCGGCACAAAGGAACAGUUAUAGUUAAAGGCGUAGCAUCAGACUCUGAUAAAGGGUCUGGUUCAGGAGCUGGAUCCCGAGUGAGUGAGGAUAAUGAACACAGUACACCAAAAAUGGAGCGAAGAAAAGGCUCUAUUUUGCUCAAAGACUCCCUAAUUGUUUCUCAUUUUAGAAUGCAAAAAGAGGAAGACAGCAACAAAGAAACGGCCUCUCAGGAGAAUAUUCUGCCCAGCCGUGUUCCAUCAAGUCCAAGGUAUGGAGAAAAGGAAAGAACUGUGUCCAAUGAAUGCCCAGGGUCGCAGUCGCAACAACCCAGCCAGCCACCCGCUUCAAGCUCAGGAACAACCACAACAGCAGAUAAACCAAGUUCCUGUCUCAAAGUACCUGGCAGCCCAUCUCUAAGGGCCAAGCAUGUUACCUUUGCUCACAAGCUGGUACAACACCAAGAUAGAGAGAGCUCCAGUGACCAGAGCAGGAGACAGCCAGGCCUUACACAGCAAUCACAUGACUUGUACAGGACAAGCCACGAGACCUUUGGAAGUGCAGUUAAUGAGAGGAAUAUCUUGGAUCCAGAAAGCAGGCAGAAAUUACCCAGAGGGCAUGCACCCACAGAGAGAUCUGACCUGCAGGUUGUGCCAUGUCGUGAGGGUGACACCCAGGUUGUCACCACAACUGUGAGUGCCCAGGGGAGCAGAAGUUACAGUGUAGUUUCAGGUUUUGACAGCAAGGGAAUGAUGGAAGCCAGAAAAUCAAGGGACAACAAGUCAGAUCUCAUCAUGGCCUUUUCAUGGAUGAAUCAGAGUUCAGAGUCGGACACACCUUGUGUAUCCUUCAUUGAACAAAGACAGAAUGUAAAGGAGGCAGAGUCAGGGGGGAAAGGCCAUCAUAUGAAUAACUCGACAGAUAACAAAGGCUCACCAGCUAUGGGAAACCACACUGGAAGUCCACAAAAAAAGUCAAGGAAAUUCAGAAAUAGAUUAGCAGCCAAUUUUCACUUGAAGUAGAGCAAAAACAAUAUAACUUCUCAUUCUAUUGCUAACUUAAACAAAUUUCUAGAUGCUAGUCUGCUGUAACUUCAAAAUACUCUGUCAUGACAGAGCAUGACAAAAGUGCAAUGACCUUACUCAACAAACUAACAAUGGCCCUUCUGUAGAUGCCUAAUAACUUCGAAAGUUGCAUUUGAAGUAUUAGAAAUCUAGCACAAUCCUUGUUCAUGAUUAAUUUUAACGUGUAGUAUCAAAACCUGCUUAAUGUGAUCUCAUUCAAAAUACUCACAAUCUGCACUCUGUAGAUGUCUUCCUGAUAUGGCUUCAGUAUUAUGGUGCUUCUCAUUCAUCAUUAUUGUUCAAAAUCAACAUGUAGAUGUCAUAUUUCUUCCAUACUAUGUACAUAACAUGUAUAAAAAAAAAUGUAUUAAAAGGCUAUAACAAAUUCA
Messenger RNA from Penaeus monodon (black tiger shrimp), 5549 nucleotides. RefSeq lists its product as uncharacterized. Gene Ontology annotation, cellular component: centriole; centriolar satellite. The transcript is spliced from 12 exons. The coding region runs from base 145 to 5118 and encodes 1657 amino acids. Gene Ontology annotation, biological process: cilium assembly; centriole elongation. The record is from RefSeq and is a predicted model, not a curated record. Lineage: Eukaryota; Metazoa; Arthropoda; Malacostraca; Decapoda; Penaeidae.